Molecule: messenger RNA, 1289 nt
Organism: Homalodisca vitripennis (glassy-winged sharpshooter)
Lineage: Eukaryota; Metazoa; Arthropoda; Insecta; Hemiptera; Cicadellidae
Product: protein arginine N-methyltransferase 1-like
Exons: 5
Coding region: 152-1237 (361 amino acids)
Biological process (GO): peptidyl-arginine methylation
Cellular component (GO): nucleus
Molecular function (GO): protein-arginine N-methyltransferase activity
Source: RefSeq, a predicted model, not a curated record
ACAUGUUAUAAGCGACUUCCUGAAACCACUGGCGAAUCGAACUGAACCGAACACAAUGCGUGCAAAGUGAAGCAAGGCAAGGCGUCCGACUACCGCUACCGGCCUUCUUGUGUUUGUACUUGUCCGAUUGUGAGCUAUUGACUCUGGAAAGAUGGAGACAAUGGAAGUUGGACAAGAGAAUGGAAUCAUCCCCACAACUGAAGUUAUAAUUAAGGAUAACAAUCUGAAAGAUGAAAAUGUUAAAGUUGAAGAAAUGACAUCAAGAGACUACUACUUUGAUUCAUAUGCUCAUUUCGGAAUCCACGAGGAGAUGCUGAAAGAUGAAGUUCGAACACUGACCUACAGAAACUCAAUGUAUCACAACAAACACCUGUUUAAGGGAAAGAUUGUACUGGAUAUCGGCUGUGGAACUGGAAUCCUGUCAAUGUUUGCUGCUAAAUCUGGUGCCGCCAAGGUCAUCGGUAUCGAGUGUUCGAACAUCGUGGAGUACGCCAAACAGAUUGUAGAGGAUAACAAUCUGUCUGAUAUCAUAUCUAUUGUAAAGGGCAAAGUCGAAGAGGUCACCUUACCUGAUGGCAUUGAGAAAGUUGACAUCAUUAUCUCUGAAUGGAUGGGGUACUGUUUGUUCUACGAGAGCAUGCUGGAUACAGUGCUGUACGCUCGGGACAAGUGGCUCGCAACUGAUGGUCUCAUGUUCCCUGACCGGGCUACGUUGUUUGUAUGUGGCAUCGAGGACCGACAGUACAAGGACGACAAGAUCAAUUGGUGGGACGAUGUCUACGGGUUCAACAUGAGCGCCAUCCGCAAGAUAGCCAUCAGUGAGCCUCUGGUCGAUGUUGUUGAUCCUAAACAGGUGGUAACCAACGCCUGUCUGAUAAAAGAGGUGGAUCUCUACACAGUCACUAAGGAAGAUCUGGACUUCCAAGCUCCAUUCCAUCUCCAAGUCCGUCGCAAUGAUUACAUCCAAGCAUUGGUCACCUUCUUUACCAUCGAAUUCACCAAGUGUCACAAGAGGAUAGGACUGAGCACGGCUCCAGAAGCUCCCUACACCCACUGGAAGCAGACUGUCUUCUACAUGGACGACUACAUGACGGUGAAGAGGAACGAGGAGAUCUACGGCGUGUUUUCGAUGAAGCCCAACAAGCGCAAUAACAGGGAUCUGGAUUUCACCAUUGACAUCGAGUUCAGGGGCGAACUGUGUGAGGUGCACGAGGCCAACCAUUACAGGAUGCGUUAAGAUGGUUUAUUUGGUCCGGAUCUGUAUUAAUUUUUAGAACUUUUUUUUUAAA